AUCAUAUGGGCGUGUUCUGUGAGUGAGGCGACGCCGCUGUGUAGUAAGCUAUGCAUUUUCAGCAGCUGUCGGUCUGACUACUCUGCUUCUAACCAGAGUGAAAGUUGGGUAGAGAGAAAAGGGAAUCCCAAGACUUUUUUGAUGCUUCCGUCCUCCUGUGACACCUUGGUGGCCUUGCCCCCAUCGACGGUGGGGCCACGUGUCGUGUUCGGGAAGAACUCGGACAGGCCCUGCGAUGAGGUCCAGGAGGUGCUCUACUUCCCAGCCGCAGACCAUGCAGCGGAGGAGAAGGUGGAGUGCACCUACAUUGAGAUCAAGCAGGCUCCCCACACCUAUGCGGUGGUGUUAAGCCGGCCCGCCUGGCUGUGGGGGGCGGAGAUGGGGGCAAACGAACACCAGGUGUGCAUUGGGAACGAGGCGGUGUGGAGCCGAGAGGAGGCCCAUCCCGAGGAGGCUCUGCUGGGCAUGGACUUGGUCAGGCUGGGUCUGGAGAGGGCGGACAGUGCCCAGAAGGCCGUGGACGUGAUCACAGAACUGCUGGAGAAGUACGGCCAGGGAGGGAACUGCAUGGAGGCGGAGAGCAGCUUCACGUACCACAACAGCUACCUGAUCUCAGACAGGACCGAGGCCUGGGUGCUGGAGACUUCUGGGAAAUACUGGGCUGCCGAGAGGGUGGAGGAGGGACAUCGCAACAUCUCCAACCUGUACUCCAUAACCACCAAGAUAGACCGGGAGCACCCGGAGAUGAGGGGCCAUGCCAGGAGCCAGGGCUGGUGGGACGGGACGGCCCCGUUCAGUUUCGCCCAAGUGUAUUCGCGUACGGACACGGCCCGGAUCGAAGCCGCGAGCAGCCGAUGCCGCGAGGGCCGUAGACUGCUGGAGAAAAGUGAAGGGAAGAUCACGGCUGAGGUGAUGAUGGGGAUUCUGAGGGACAAGGAGAGCGGGAUCAACAAGCAGGGCGCGUUCAUGACGACGGGAAGCAUGGUGUCCGUCCUGCCCCGAGACCCCUCCCUGCCGGGGGUGCACUACUUCACCGGGACGCCAGACCCUGAAAGGUCGGUGUUCAAGCCUUUCAUUUUCGUGGAGGACAUCAAGCAGCUGGGGAUGACCCGUUCCCCCGGCUUCGGGCACGAGGACCCCGUGAAGAAGAAGCCCCGUUUCCAGAGCAAGCCGGACCGCAAGCACCCCCUUUACCUCAGACACGAGGUGGCGGCCGCCAUCAUCGCCGCCGAGAUGGAGCAGGGGAACAAAAUCGUACAGAACAUGAGGAAGCUGGAGGAGGAGAAAAUGGCCGAAAUGGAACAGCUUCUCAGCGGCGGGGUGGAAGAUUCUUCUGUGCUUGUACAUCUCUUUUCAAGAGCCACUGAGGAGGAGAUAAAUGUGUAUGGCAAAUCUUGAGUCAGCAACCGGUGCAAUGUCAGUCCAGAUGCAUUUUUUCUCCCCGAUUUCAUGCCUAUGCAAACAUCGCAUGUAAGUAAAUGGUUUUGAUGAUACAAAUAUCCAAAUUGUGCACUACUAUCAGCAUUAUUGUGUAUAAUUUCCCAUGAAAUAUUCAUUUUAAUUCAUAUUACUUAAAAUAUAUAAAUAUUGAUAAUGCCACAUUCAUUUUACCGAUUACCAAUUGCAGUUUGUAGCUACGGACCGGAAUUCAAAGAUUAUACAGUAUGUACAGUAAUUAAAUUAUUAUUUUUAAAAGGUUUAAAUUGUGACUGAUAUAAGUAAUAGCCAUCUCCUGUGUGUAAUAGCAAUAAAUAAAGAACGGUUGUCAUGGCCACUGAUAAAUAUCAAGAAAUAUAUAUCUGACUAGGCAUGGCUUCUUCAGCAGCGGGGUGAUGUGGGCCCUCUUGAAGGAUGAGGAGAAACAUCCGGAAGACAGGGAGGAGUUCACAAGGGAGGUGACAAAUGGGAGGAUGUCUGGUGUGAUUGCCUGGAGUAGAGAUGAGGGGAUAGGGUCGAGAGCACAGGUGGUAGGGCGGUGGGAGAGCAGGAGCUAGGAAACGUCAGGGUCUGUGAGGAGAGGGAAUGUGGAGAAGCGGGGAGGGGGCAGAGGGGUCGAAACGGCAUAAUCAGAAUUCAGAGCCAUUUUUAUGAUCUUUAAUGAUCAUUGUAACUUUUUCAAAUGUAGACAAUACCUCAGUAGUAAAGAAAGGCUCACCUACUUAAUUUUAAUGUACCAUCGAAGUACCUGUGGUCAUGUGCCAGUGUAAACAUCAUGCAGUACAAAAUCUACUUUGCAGCGCUUCACUGCCACCUAGUGUUUAACUACAGCACAGGCAAUCUCUGUUGCUUUGUAGAAAGGUGGGACUGAAGGCUCUAUCAGUGGUUCCCUACCUCGGACCUGGGCACCCCUGUGUAUGCUGGUUUCCAUUCCAGCCACAAUCGGAAUCCCAGAUUUUUUAUUAUUUUUUCCAAUUGGCCCAAGUAUAUUUUUUGUGCAUUGAAGGAUAUUUUUGAUAUUUACAGAUGUUUCUAAAUUCCUGAUGCCCUACUGGCUGUACGGUGGCUGGUACUGGGGCACUGGUGCACAUAGGGGCGCCAUAGCUCGGGAGGUAAGAACGCUUGACUAGCAGUCGGAGGGUUGCCGGUUCCAUCCCCCGCCCUGGGAGUGUCAAAGUGUCCCUGAGCAAGACACCUAACCCCUAAUUGCUCCCAAUGAGUUGAUUGGUACCUUGCAUGGCACCCUUUCACCAUUGAUGUGUGAGUGUAUGUGCGAAUGGGUGAAUGAGAGGCAUAAAUUGUAAAGCGCUGUGGAUAAAAGCGCUAUGUAAAUGCAGUCCUUUUACCAUUUACCAUUGACAGGUUUGUGGUUUAAAGCAAGAAAAUACAGUAACUUCAGAGCAGUCUGUACUGUGACGUUUUUCCUCCAGAGGUCAUCACCAGAGGUUGUAUGUGUGUAUUUUACUUGAUUGUUCUUCAAAACAUUCUGUAAAAUAUAAACCUUAUUUUCAGUUGGAA
Molecule: messenger RNA, 2955 nt
Organism: Anguilla rostrata (American eel)
Lineage: Eukaryota; Metazoa; Chordata; Actinopteri; Anguilliformes; Anguillidae
Product: secernin-3-like
Exons: 9
Coding region: 142-1398 (418 amino acids)
Biological process (GO): proteolysis
Molecular function (GO): cysteine-type exopeptidase activity; dipeptidase activity
Source: RefSeq, a predicted model, not a curated record